GGCGAGGAAGAUGGCGGUAGUUCCCGGAGUCUCGGGCUGGCGGUGGCGGUGGAGGUGGCUAUGGCAGGGGCUGUGGGCUCGGCCUGCCCCGCCGGGCUUCAGCACUUUGCUCCUCCUCCUCCUGCUGGGAUCCGGGCCGGGGCUGGGGCCGGCCGAGGCGGACCAGACCGAUGAGUACCUGAAGCGGGAGCACUCGCUGUCCAAGCCGUACCAGGGUGUGGGUACUAGCAGUUCUUCACUGUGGACCCUGAUGGGGAAUGCCAUGGUGAUGACCCAGUAUAUCCGCCUUACCCCAGAUAUGCAGAGCAAACAGGGAGCCCUGUGGAACCGGGUGCCUUGCUAUUUGAGAGACUGGGAACUGCAGGUACAUUUCAAAAUCCAUGGACAAGGAAAGAAAAAUCUCAAUGGGGAUGGCUUUGCAAUCUGGUAUACAAAGGAUCGGAUGCAGUCAGGGCCUGUCUUUGGGAGCAAGGACAACUUUGUAGGACUGGGAGUAUUUGUAGACACCUAUCCCAAUGAGGAAAAGCAGCAAGAGGCCCAGAAGAGGAGAUAUUCUCCAGGAGUCCAGCGGGUGUUCCCAUAUGUCUCAGCCAUGGUGAGCAAUGGCUCCCUCAGCUAUGACCAUGAGCGGGAUGGGAGGCCCACAGAAUUGGGUGGCUGCACAGCCAUGGUUCGAAAUCUCAACCAUGAUACUUUCCUGGUGAUUCGCUAUGUCAAGAGGCGCCUGACGAUUAUGUUGGAUAUUGAUGGCAAACACGAAUGGAGGGACUGCAUUGAUGUGCCUGGAGUCCGCCUACCUCGGGGCUACUUCUUUGGCACCUCUUCUGUCACUGGGGAUCUCUCAGAUAACCAUGAUAUCAUCUCCCUGAAACUUUUUGAGCUGACGGUAGAGCGAACUCCAGAAGAGGAAAAGCUGCACCGAGAUGUAUUUCUGCCCUCAGUGGACAAUAUGAAGCUGCCUGAGGUGACACUCCCAAUGGAGCCCUUAAGUGGCCUGGCCCUCUUCCUUAUUGUCUUCUUCUCUCUGGUGGCUGCUGUGUUUGCUCUUGUCAUCGGCAUCAUUGUCUACAACAAAUGGCAGGACCAGAGUCGAAAGCGUUUCUACUGAGCUCUCGUGGCUGCCGCCACUGUGGCUACAACCCUUAGGCACUGGGUGAGAAGAAGCACUGGCCCCCAACAUGCAGCCCAGAAGGAGGACUUCUCCCGUCUCAGACAUCAGAGCCCUUGACUCUGUUUUGUAACUGGAGCUUCAAACCUAGGGACACUGCCUCUCAUUCCCAUAGGAAUCUGUGGGAACAUCUAACUCUGAGACAGGAACCCCAUUCAUAAUGGGGACUGUGCUGCUGCGAUGUGCCUUUCCUUGAGGUCCUACCAGCUGGGAGCCAAGAAGUGUGGGGAGUAUGCACUCUUUGGGUUUUUUGGUGAAAUCAAAAUCACAGGUCAAAAUUUUAUAGCACAGGAUACCUUGAAGGCCAAAGCAAAAGGGGAAUUGUACUGCAGUUUCUACAUCCCCAAAGCACUGAGAUUUCUUCCUAGAAAUCAGUAACUCCUUGGUACUUCCAGCCAUUCAUUCACUGAUCUUUACUAUGUCUCAGACUUUUUUGCAGUAAGAUUUUCCUAGAAAUAAAUGACUCUUCCCUUGUCCCUCCCUGCUCCCCCCCCCCCCCCAUGUCCCCUCUUUCCUUCCUCUGAAGUUCUUUUCCAGCUGGAAGCAGACUGCAUUGCCCUAUCUGUGUGGAUGGCUGGAAGUCUGGAGCUGCAAGAAAGAACGGCUUUUCAUUGACAUUUCCCUAAGGAUCAGGAGGUUGAGCAUUUUGUUUCAGUGCAGCUUUACCUCAAUCUUCCAUCCCCUAUUCUGUGAUUAUGGGUCUUUCUUGAGUUUACCUGUUGGUCUGUCAGUGAGCCUCCCAGCCAUCUACCUGUAAUACCUUGAGCAUUUUUGCUGGGAAGUGGUCGUUGUGUAAAUGAUCUGCCUGGAAUUCAAGAUAUUUUCCCCCUAAGAGUAUAAAAGGGCCCAGCAGCUCCUAUUAGUCUCUCCUGACACUUGCUCAAGGAUUUGCCGGAGCUGCUAAGUUUCAUGUUUUGGGUUUAUGGCGAUUGCUUGAAUCUUGCCAUCAGUGUCAGAAAGUAUGAAGGCUUCCUCCCACAGCCCAGGCUAGGUUUCUCUUUAUGGAAGAUUAUUUGGCCUCCUUAUUGGGAGAAACAAAAGCUGCUCCUAGGAAUGUUGAGCCCCCUCCAUCUCUUCUUAGAGGAGGUUUAACUAUUUUCAGGAGAAGUGUUCUCUGUAAACCUUUCUCUGCCAUCUUGUCUGCUAGGGAGUCAUCUGCCUCCUUGUCAUUGACAUGACCAAUUUGGUUAGUAGCCCAAAGUCUAAUCUAAAAAGGGACUGAAGGCUUCAAAGUGUUCUAUAUAUGUCUAUCACAAAGGAAAUUCUCAAAAUGACUAACAGGGGUAAAGGAUGAGUUCAUGCCUCAGUGCCUUUCCACUUGGGGGUGGGUCUUGGGAGAGGUUUGAGCCUGAGACUCUGAAUGUGUCCCAUAUAGAAGUACUCUCAGGACAGGAAAGGGCCUGGAAUUCAUCUGCAAGUCCUGGCCCCUUUUUUGCUUGGAGUUGUUUUCUAGUAGCCCUGGUGGUAAAUGAAGCCACCAUCCUACAGCUUAGGAGCAGAAGCCUAUUAAUAAAACCUCAGGUGGGACUGAAUCUGGAGUUUGGCUACAUGUACUAGUCCUUUUCCAGCCUGAGAGUAGUUUGUUUAUGCAGCUUUUUAAGCACUUUUGGUUUCAGCUCCCUCCUGCCCUGGUUUCUUCCAGGUUGGGCAGGCCUGCUAUGAAGGGUUAGCCUUAGCUGGUUUGGAGGUUUCGCCUGUCAGUAACACAUAGUAUCUCUGUAUGCCUGAACUGUCAUCCUGUUGGGGUUACAGAUGGUACUCUUGCAGUGGAAGUCUGUUUGCUCAAGGUACUGGUUCUCUCCUACAGCAGAAACCUUACCCUGCUCAAAGGUAUGCCUACCCCAUGGGGGUUAGAGUCCAAAUUUUAGCCCAGAGUUUUAAUUACACAUAGCCUUUAAGAAGGUAGAGUUUAACUGGAUGUCACUAGUUGGGAAACCAAGUGUCCAGUUUACCAUUUUUUGUUACCUUUUAGCCUGAUUGGAGAUUAAUGAGGGAGACACCCACGGCAAAGCAUAGAAGUGGGUUGUUUUAAAUUGGAACACUGUCUAAGGCAGAGAGAUAUUUGGCAUAGGCCUUUGUAUGUAUAUGUGUGCGCCAGGAAUGGGCUUUCUGUAGGCUCAGCUCCUAUUUUGGCUGGGGAUUUAAGAAAGCAAAGUUCUUUGGGGUAAAAGUUUAAUGGGGUAGCAAUAGCAGCUCUAAUGUACCUAUUCUUAGUACUUAGGCCUUUUUUCUUUCCCACAAGCAGACUUGAACCCUUCAGACUCUGUCAAGAGUGAGAGUUACACACACAAAGAAUGCCAGUUGCCACUCAUCUUUUCUUGGCAUUUGCUACUUUAUCACUCCCCUUACCCUCGAACAACUUGAAUUUAUAAUGAAACCCUCUGGCAGCAGACAUUUUUAUUUGGGUAGGAAUUUCCUCUUUACUCUUCUCACAGCUCUGUCCUACCUAAGGGAAUUUGUUUCUUGGCCAAAGUGGCCAAUUAUGGACCACUUGGGCUAUUUACCCUCCAUUUUUGAGUCUCUGCCCAUAGAUAGUGACAUGGGGAAAUUUUCGAAUUUGAUUUUCUUUUUAAUAACCUAGAAACCUCAGGGCUUCACAAUGAUGAGAGCAAUAAAGGUUUGAUGAUAGGAGGCAUGUAGACAGUAAAGUCCCACAGGGGCGUAAAUUGCCUUCAUGGGACUGGGAGGUCAGAAAAAAUGUCCAAGUAGUUGGUGGAUUUUUUGUGGUUAACUUGUGUUUGUAGUCUGUGAGACUUGAGUAGAAGAGCCUCUGGGGGUGGUUGUUGGUGUCCUUCUGAGACUUUCCUUAAACUCUUCAGGUAGAGGUCCAGCUAUCCGAAACUCAGGUUUGAUCAACUUCAUAGCUAAAUAGCUCUGCAAAGAAUGGGAGCAGAGUCAGAUUAAAAUGCCAUGUAGACUCCUUCCCUCUGGAAGACAGUCACUAAGGGAUUGUUCCUGUGGAGCCAUUAUAGAUGGAAGACAAAGACCCUGUAAUUUUGUUUCUCCCUCCCUGCCCCACUAUUUCCCAUCACUUACGGGAGUAGAAUAGAUGAAGAUUAGCACCAAGAGCAACAUGCUCAUCAUCACAAAGGUGAGUGUACAUUUCCGGCGGUAGUGGUGCCAAAGGAUGUAGCGCACACUGAGCCAAGGUGAUAGGAACCACAGGAAUGAGGUUUCUGGUCGUCUGUCUCCCCAUUCAGGAAAUACAUAAUAAGCCAGGGGUGGGGGUGAGGGAGAAAAGGGAAAAAGAAAUUUCAGGUAGAAGAAACCUAGAGUAAAGAGGAUUUUUUUAAAGUAUAAAAUAAUUGUCUCUGUCCUUGGUGUUAA
Molecule: messenger RNA, 4495 nt
Organism: Trichosurus vulpecula (common brushtail)
Lineage: Eukaryota; Metazoa; Chordata; Mammalia; Diprotodontia; Phalangeridae
Gene: LMAN2L
Product: lectin, mannose binding 2 like
Exons: 9
Coding region: 11-1108 (365 amino acids)
Biological process (GO): endoplasmic reticulum to Golgi vesicle-mediated transport; Golgi organization; endoplasmic reticulum organization
Cellular component (GO): Golgi membrane; endoplasmic reticulum membrane; COPII-coated ER to Golgi transport vesicle
Molecular function (GO): D-mannose binding
Source: RefSeq, a predicted model, not a curated record